UACGUCAUACGACGUCUUCUCUGGUGCUGCGUUAAAUUACUACCGUAAUAACUGGUGUUUGAGUCUGCGCGCAUUUUUCCCCCAUUCACUGUCAAAAUCGGGGACAUUUCCGGGGACAGCUUUGACCGGGGACAGAUCACCGAAAACGGGGACUGUCCCCGGAAAUCGGGGACGUCUGGUCACCUUAAUCAUAGGCCGUGGGGCAUCAAUCGCUUACCAUGUCUGAAGCAGCUUACCGACUACCUUAUUAUCCCUGUCAGUAUGUGCAAAGCAAAGGAUCCACAAACCAAAACAAUUUGCGGUGCAGAAAGACCAUAUGAAGUCAGUGUCAGAACCAGGGGCACAGCUGCCAUCAUUGAAUGGGUGAUGGCCGCAUGGACAGUCCGGGAUUUUGCGCACAGUACUGUACGUACACGGCAAUGGACAAUGACUCCAAAAAAAUAAUGUCAAUUGUCAACCUGGACAAAAGGGAGACAAAUAGAAAUUCUGUUGCCAUGGAGAAGGAGGGCUUCAUUUGCACCAUAGAUGCUCUACGUAAAGAUGUGGAAGUUCAGGAAGUGUGCACAGAUCGCCACCUAGGGAUAAAGGCCCUGUUCAGCAAAGGGAUAUACAAAGACAUCGGGGUGGUGCACUGUCUGGACAUCUGGCAUGGUUCCAAAAACCUGAGUAAAAAAAUUGUAGCGGCAGGGCAGCAGAAGUCAUGUUCAAUCUUGCUCCAGUGGGACCGAGACAUUUGCAAUCACUUUUGGUAUUACUGUAAGAUUGCGGGCACUUACUACGAGUUCCUUGAUAUGUGGGUUGGACUCUUGCACCACGUCACGGGUGAACACGAAUGGGCCCUCGGUGCUUGUCGUCAUGGUCCUCUGGUGGACAGCCGUGAAAAGGACUGGAUUGUCAAGAAUUCGCCUGCACAACAGAAACUGCGGGAAAUCAUUAUGGACAUCCGCUGGCUGAAAAAUUUUCACCUGUCAGGUCAACAGCAGAAUUGGAGUCAUUCCACAACCAUAUACUCAUGUACGCUAGCAAGCGCCACAGCUUCUCACCACAAGGGUAUAAAGCUCGGACAUUGUUGGCUGGCCUGGAUUAUAAUCACCAUCUUCACAGACCGAGAGAAGACAAGACGGCUCAAUACAGUUUGGAAAGAACUACAGUAAGAGGUCGAGGACGUGGCGGCUGUGCACACUUAAAGUGGACUUCAGCUACAUUCCGGAACUGCAGAGCAUCAUCCUGCAGCGAAGGCUGACUGCUCUGGGGGGGUUGGCACAGUCCAGACCCUCAAGACCAGAAGAUCCACGCAGGCUGGGAGUCCUAUCUGGUAUCCCUGCCCCAAGUGUUGAGGAACUCUUGCAGAAGCAAGUCAGCAGAGGCUUAGGUUAGUUUCUUCAAUGCCAUUGAAGUUUGGAAUAGUAGCUGUGUAUUUGACAUUCACUUUUUCUCUAUGCUGAUAUCAGUUCACUUUAAUACUUACUGUAAAUUUCAGCAGAUAUGGGAAAGUGACAAGACAUGUAUUUCUUUGUAAGAAAAUAGACAUGGUUUGAUUAUUGGAAUUUGGUGUUUUUUGUGUUUGCAGCACAGUCCCCGCUAGAUCAGAGCUAGCCUGGAGCCAUCCUCAAAAAAUUGAACAAUAAAAAUAUCUGAUUAC
Molecule: messenger RNA, 1642 nt
Organism: Gadus morhua (Atlantic cod)
Lineage: Eukaryota; Metazoa; Chordata; Actinopteri; Gadiformes; Gadidae
Exons: 7
Coding region: 360-1154 (264 amino acids)
Source: RefSeq, a predicted model, not a curated record